Molecule: messenger RNA, 2220 nt
Organism: Paraphaeosphaeria sporulosa
Lineage: Eukaryota; Fungi; Ascomycota; Dothideomycetes; Pleosporales; Didymosphaeriaceae
Exons: 1
Coding region: 116-1930 (604 amino acids)
Molecular function (GO): protein binding
Source: RefSeq, a predicted model, not a curated record
AGCUCCCCUCGCCAUCGUCCCUGAGUGCCAAUGGCGCACGCCUGAGCUCGCAUCCGCCGCGCCGCCAAUGCUGCUACCUGCAACCCGCCGCCGCUGACACGAUGCUCGUCCUCUCAUGUCCCUCCUCCGCACCCUCGAUCGGACCUCCGCCGUCUCACGCAAAUCUCCCCUCUGCCCGCUUCUCACGUUCCUAUGUCCUGCCCUGUCCGGCCCGGCGCCGAGGAGGAGCUUCAGCAACGCCGCAGUAGACCGCGCCCCCAGGAUCAGCGCGGCCGAUGGGGCGCCCGCCGAGAAGCUCUUCCUCCGGGCGCUGGCGCGGGCGGCGUCGUGCCCCGAGCACGCAAAGCACAUGUCGACGCAGCGAGACGGCCUGGUGCUUGUUGCACCACAGCACAGGAAGACGACCAAGAGCGCGGACGCUGCCGUGAAGCGCGAAUACGCCUCGGACAAGCCGUCCAAGAAGGGGCCAUUCAGGAUAGCAAAAACAUUUGCCGAGAAGGAGCUGAAGGCCUUGGUCGACUACUACGGCAUCGACGCCCAGCCUGCCUCGGGAGAAGAUGCAGACGUAGAGGACGAGGGCUCGCUGGUCUGGAACGUGGGCGACGACCAUCAGCAAUGGCCGCCCAAGGUCCCCAUGGACGCGCGGCUCGUCGACAAGCUCAACGCCCUCGUCAAGCUCGACGAGCCCUCGCACGAUGACAUGUGGGAUGCCUACCGCCGCCUAUCGGAGCCGCGCAUCGUUUACCUGCCCCGCAACACCAUACACGACAUGCUCCACCACCUGUCCAUCGUGGAGCGCCCGGGCCUCGACGCCAUGCAGCGCUACCUCUCCAUCCUCGACGACAUGAAGGACGCACACAUCCACAUCAAGCGUAACGAAUGGACCGCCGCCACCCAUUUUGCAGGCCGCUACAGAGGCAUUGUAUCUGCAGACGACCUCCAGUCUUCCCUCUACCUCUGGCGCGACAUGGAACAACGCGCCAAUCUCAAAGGCAGCACCGUAACCUUCAACGUCCUCUUCGACAUCGCUGUCAAGGCCGGCAAGUUCACGCUCGCUGAGCUCUUCCUGAAAGAGAUGAAGGCCCGACGUCUAAAAUUCCACCGCCAUUUCCGCGUAUCGCUGAUAUACUACCACGGCGUGAUGCAGAAUGGGAGCGGCGUCAGGCGCGUGUACCAAGAGAUGGUCCAACAGCGCGACAUCGUCGACGUCGUCGUCAUGAACGCCGUCAUUGCCGCCCUGAUCCGCGCCGGCGAGCCCUCUGCCGCAGAGCACGUCUUCGAGCGCAUGAAACGGCUCGCGGCGGCUGCCAGCAACGGCAGCCUCUCCUAUACCAUCCCGGGCGGCCCUACCAUGACCAAGUCCGACCGCUCCUGGCGCGGCAAGCGCAAGCUUGGGCUGCAACUCACCUACAAUGGACGCAAUCUGGCUCGCGAGCAGGACCCGCAGGGCCUGAAAAACCUUCAAGACUGGGCGCCCAUCGCCCCCAACUCGCGCACCUACAGCCUCCUCAUUCGGCACGAAGCCACCUCGACAGGCAACAUCGACCGCGUCAACGAGCUGCUCCGCGAAAUGGGCUACAAUGGCGUCCCCCUCGAGGGCUCCAUCUUCAUCGUCGUCUUCCACGGCUUCGCGCAAUUCGGCGGCGUGCGUUACUCCUCCUGGACCCGUGCCAAGCUCGAGCAGACCUGGACCGAGUACCUGCAAGCUGUCGACGACAGGCUGGACCGCACGUGGAUCAGUACGACGAGCGUCGUCGCGGCCCUCAAAGCGUUUCGCAAGUGCGCCGAUGUGGAAAGGAUGCUCGAGGUGUGGAAGGAGGUUAGGGAGAUAUGGCUGCCGAGUGCGGAGGAGAAGGAGAGUGUGCAUACGGUGCUGCGGAAGUUGGUGCGGUCGAAGGCGUCCUUUGAUGGGAGCAGGGACCAUGUAUGAUAGAUUCUGGCGAUGUGCUGUACGUGUAGACUUGGAUUGUAUCUGUAUAUACGAGAGUGUGUAAGAGCCCACAUAAUGCUGGCGUUUGAAAUGUACCAUGAGGUUUGACGUGUCAUAAUGAUGGGUAUUGGAAGAAAUGGGGGUGAGGCGACAGUCGUAAUGAUUUUACAUGCGCAGGGGUUCCAAGGUGACGCCAUGAAGCAGGUCACGUUCGCUUUCUCGGGCAUUCCAAGAAUCUCGACUUCAUGGAUGAUCAGGUGGCAGGCAUGCGUGUGCGCCGGUUGUAGAUA